AUGUAUGUGUGCGUGUUAGCAUCUGGAUCCCAAUUUCCCCUCACUUUUCUCCUCCUUUCUUUAACCACAAAGGAACUCUUGACCAUGAUGCGCCGUGCCUGUAGGCUCUUGCAAUGUGCAGAGCGGGGGCCAUUUGACCCCUACCGCAUUCUCGGCCUUCAACAUACCGCAAGCAAAGAUGACAUCAAGAAGGCUUACCGUCGCCUCGCGCUUCGCUUUCAUCCCGAUGGCGGCCCAGAGGGUAACAAAGAACGAUUUCAGGCGGUGCAGGAGGCCUACGAGGCGCUGAAGGACGGGAAGUGGAGCCCACCGGCAUCUGCCAAAAGCGCGGAAGGGGGGAAUGGAACAGGCGCGUGGGAUGCGAAGGUGGGGAUGUACGUGUACGAGCGGCCAGGCUCCACGACAGAAAACUAUGUGAAUGGUAGGACACAGACAUUGUUGCGCAUGUGUGUGGUAUGGACAACAGCAUUUAUAUUGGUUCGUUCGUUUCUUCUCUGGGUGUUUCCAUAUCGUAGAACAUCACCAACUGUGGACUGGAUUGACGGUGUGCUCGACGGUAAGGAAUACGGGGACGUUGGCGCUGUUUCAGCGUUGAACAUGCAUGGGGGGAGGGUCCCUCCCCAGUCCCACUCCGUCCACGCUGAUGGUGAUGAAAGAAUAGGAUCUUUUUAUAGUUAUGGUUCGUCGUCUUAG
This is a messenger RNA of Trypanosoma brucei brucei TREU927, 693 nucleotides long. RefSeq names its product chaperone protein DNAJ, putative. Lineage: Eukaryota; Euglenozoa; Kinetoplastea; Trypanosomatida; Trypanosomatidae. The record is from RefSeq and is a predicted model, not a curated record. The coding region runs from base 1 to 693 and encodes 230 amino acids. The transcript has a single exon.